Choloepus didactylus (southern two-toed sloth) is the source of this 9551-nucleotide messenger RNA. It is a transcript of the gene CADM2, whose product is annotated as cell adhesion molecule 2. The transcript has 11 exons. The record is from RefSeq and is a predicted model, not a curated record. The coding region runs from base 590 to 1924 and encodes 444 amino acids. Lineage: Eukaryota; Metazoa; Chordata; Mammalia; Pilosa; Megalonychidae.
GCCGCCACCGCCGCUGCCGCCGCCGCCGUCGCCGCUGCAGCUCUAGCAUCCGGGAGCCGCCGCCGCUGUCGCCGCUACUGCCACUAGCGCUGCUUCCACCACUGCCUCCUGCACUACCAGGACCUCGAAACACCAGGAGCGUGAGCGGCGGCUGCUGCUUGCUUGCUCCCCGUCUCCCCAACCCCUCCCCUCGGUGACCUACCCACUCCUUGCAGCCCUCGCCUGCACCUUCUCCGACACCCCGGCAUCCCUGCACCACCUGCUCCUUUAGCCCGGCCAGGCGCUGGGACUUGCAGAGCGCACGGAGAAGGCGAGCACCAAACCUGUGCCUGCCAGACGGGCUGUCGCGGCUGCACCACCAGCAGGAGGAGAAGAAACUAUUUCGCCCACAGAAACCAGGUUCUGCGGGUGCUUCGCCGCUGUCGCUUCUGCUGCCGCCGCUCGGCGGUUCAAACACCACAGCGGCGGGGACGGUGGGUCCGGGGGGCGCCUCGAGGAGGACACCGGCGGAGCCCUGCACUCGUGUGUCCCACUCACCAGCAUCUCCUUGCCCUCCUCGUUACUCCCCCAGCCCUUUAGAGAAGGGACCAUGAUUUGGAAACGCAGCGCCGUUCUCCGCUUCUACAGUAUCUGCGGGCUCCUGCUACAAGCGGCUGCUUCCAAGAAUAAAGUUAAAGGCAGCCAGGGGCAGUUUCCACUAACACAGAAUGUAACGGUUGUUGAAGGCGGAACUGCAAUUUUGACCUGCAGGGUUGAUCAAAAUGAUAACACCUCCCUCCAGUGGUCAAAUCCAGCUCAACAGACUCUGUACUUUGAUGACAAGAAAGCUUUAAGGGACAAUAGGAUCGAGCUGGUUCGCGCUUCCUGGCAUGAAUUGAGUAUCAGCGUCAGUGAUGUGUCACUCUCUGAUGAAGGACAGUACACUUGCUCUUUAUUUACCAUGCCUGUCAAGACUUCCAAGGCCUAUCUCACUGUUCUGGGUGUUCCUGAGAAACCACAAAUCAGUGGAUUUUCAUCACCAGUUAUGGAAGGAGACUUGAUGCAACUGACUUGUAAAACAUCUGGUAGUAAACCUGCAGCUGAUAUAAGAUGGUUCAAAAAUGACAAAGAGAUUAAAGAUGUAAAAUAUUUAAAAGAAGAGGAUGCAAAUCACAAGACUUUCACAGUCAGCAGCACACUGGAUUUCCGAGUGGACCGGAGUGAUGACGGUGUGGCCGUAAUCUGCAGAGUCGACCACGAAUCCCUCAAUGCCACCCCUCAGGUAGCCAUGCAGGUGCUAGAAAUACACUAUACACCAUCAGUUAAGAUUAUUCCAUCCACUCCUUUUCCACAAGAAGGACAGCCUUUAAUUUUGACCUGUGAAUCCAAAGGAAAACCACUGCCAGAACCUGUUUUGUGGACAAAAGAUGGUGGAGAAUUGCCAGAUCCUGACCGAAUGGUUGUGAGUGGAAGGGAGCUAAACAUUCUUUUCCUGAACAAAACGGAUAACGGUACAUAUCGAUGUGAAGCCACAAACACCAUUGGCCAAAGUAGCGCAGAGUAUGUUCUCAUUGUACACGAUGUUCCCAACACUUUGCUUCCCACUACUAUCAUCCCCUCCCUUACCACUGCAACAGUUACAACCACUGUAGCCAUAACAACCAGCCCAACCACAUCUGCAACAACCAGCAGCAUAAGAGAUCCCAAUGCUCUGGCUGGCCAGACUGGCCCUGAUCAUGCUCUAAUAGGAGGAAUAGUGGCUGUAGUUGUCUUUGUCACACUGUGUUCUAUAUUCCUGCUUGGUCGAUACCUGGCAAGACAUAAAGGAACAUAUUUAACAAAUGAAGCUAAAGGAGCUGAAGAUGCACCGGAUGCUGACACAGCCAUUAUCAAUGCUGAAGGCAGCCAAGUUAACGCUGAAGAGAAAAAAGAAUAUUUUAUUUAAAUGCAGCCCAAGAUUCUGAAUUUUACUUACCAGGCUGGCUGCUGGAGAAAACUGGCUCUCAUCUUUCAGAAUUCAUUUCUACCAUCUUCUGCUACCUUUAUUAACUUCCAUACUGUACUUCUAUCAGUAGCCAGUGUAUACCAACAAUCAGCUGUUGAAAGCAUCAUUCUUUAAUUACUAUACCAUCCAUAAUGCAGGACAUUUCUUACUGCCUAAAUUUCACACCAUUGCUCUUUUAACAUACAGUGCUUGAAUAUACAGCCUUAACAAUGUUAAUCAUCUCCUUGGAUCAUGAUAUUGAGUUGUUUCCACUCAUUAAAAAAUGGUAUGCAGGAUCCCCCUCACACCCAUUUCUUCCCCCUUUUAAUCAUAGACUAUAUCAGUUUGCCAUUGGACAGCUUUUACAAGUAACAAGAUUAGGUGAAGACCUAAUGAGCUUAAGUUUAAUCAAAGAUUAGAGGUUUACAAGCAAUGUUUUCUACAGGUCUAUCUUUAGAAACAACAUGUUUUGGAAACACACGCCCUAGAAAACACAAACUAAAGGCACUGUAGUGUAGUUUUUGGAACGUAUGAGAUUAUAGUGGUAAAGCUGUAUCAAUUUGCUAUUUAAAAAUAUAGGAUUUGAUACAGAAGCUUUGUGUAUGGAUUGCAAUCAUGACAUUUUAUACAGUUAUAUAUACCCUAUUAUUAGGUUAUUGUAGUUUUAUUUACAAAUAAAUUGUUCCAAACAUUUUACUGCUUUGGGAACCACAAAGAUUUCAUUCAUUUCUCUAAUUUGAUUCUGUAAUUUAUUUGCUCCAUAAAGACUCACCUGCCUAAAUAAAAUUGAAGUAUUCAUAGGGCACAAUUUUGAGACAUUUUAGUAUCUGUAUAUAGUGCAUAUGAUAAAUCCAAUUAAACAUUAUUUGAUACAUAUUUAACUUUUUUGGCUGUAGGUAAUUCAGUCAUAAGUAAGCAUUUUCUAAUGUCCAUUAUAUCCCUUUAGAUAUUACUUAAACCAAUAUUAUAAGUAGAUAACAUGUGUUAGUAUUUUUGUCUGUAUGUCCUAGCACUGUUCAACAACAAAUUUUUCUAGUUCUUGUUUUUAUUUGUUAUACAAUGGAAGCACAAUGUUAUAAGGAAAGGUAAUUUUAAGCUAACAACCAGUGCACAGCCUCAGGUUUUAAAUUACAACCACAGUUGAAUAAUAACCUAAAAAUAAACUCAGUUUGCUAAAAAUUUACAAAUUUUAAUUUGGCAGUUCCAGAGCUGCUUACCUAUGUUGAUUUGCCAAAAAGAAUUGUUAAAGAUAUGUUUCUGUAUAAAAAACUAAUUCUUUAUAUUAAAUUCCUGUCUAUGCAUUUUGUGAGGUACAAAGUUAUGAAACAGUGAGUGAUAGAGAAUUUCUGCCAUGCUUUUAACUCCACGGUGAAAGUCUCUUUCUCUGGAUUAUUUCUGAAACUUUGGUGUAUUUAACCAUUAAGAAAUGCCGUAUUCUUAAAUAUGACAUAGAAUCAAUCUAAAGUCUUAUUAUUUCUUCUAGUAAACAACGUUAGAUUAGUUCUCAUAAAAUUUAUUAUAUGCUAAAGAAUAAAAAUCCAAUUAGAUAAAAUUAUUUUCCCAUUCACAAGCAUUGCACCUUUAAGAAGAAAACAAAUGUGAUUAUAUGGUAGCUAUACUUGUGAUAUCUGAAGCAUAAUGGCCUAUGGUUUUAAAAAUAUCUUGGAAUUUAUUUUGGGGGUAUAAGAAUGGUUGAGUACGACAUCAUGUAUUAAAAUCAAAUGAAAGACAAGGGUGCUGUAUCUUAGAUUAUUUAUCAGAAAAGUAUAAAUCUUUUAAGGACAAUGUAGGAAUUUUUAAAUUGUUUUUUUUGUUGAAGCAUUUAUCUUGUUGAUUUCUUACAAAAGAAAAAGGACGAUGUCAGUCAAGCAACACUUUUUCAGAAUAUACAGAACAUAAAUAAUAUGAUGUGGUUGAGUGUUAACAUAAUAAAUCUUAUACAGUAUGACAUUUUAAGGAAAUAAGUCUGCAUUGAUGUGAUUGCAUGCUUGUUUUUACAGUUCACUCCAUACCAUCUGUGGAAAAAUGCAAUAAUACGUUAAUAUAGUAUGGUAGUUUGAGAGAAUCAGGUAGGUGCUACUAGACACAUUGAAACUAGAAUAGGUUAUAAACUGUUCAUAUCUUUUAAUGCAUACUCUUUAGAAAGACUCUACAAAGCAAAUUUCAUCCUGUUAGAACAAAAUGGAAAGGUUCUUACUACAGAAGCAAGUAGUAUAAACUGCAUCAUCAAUUACUAUUUAAGGCCUAAUUUCAGGAUGCACUUACAAAAUUGCUACUCUUCAUUGAUGCUAUGUUUACAUCCCUCUUCAUUUUGUCUGUAUUCUACUUGGCUCCAACUGCUAAAUUGUUACUUAAAUAACUCAAUCAUUAUUUAUAGCAUUGUAAAAUUAGGAAUCCAAAAUUGGUUGCAUAUAAAGAUUUUUGUCUCUUUUAACCCUUCAAAGGAAUAUAAAAACUCAUUAGGACUCUUAUGACUUUAGCUGGACUAUUCUAAUUUAUGGGCUCUGAUCAAAUGUACACUAUAGAUAGAUUUGAAUUAUAUAUAAUUUGCUGUUACUUAAAGAAAAAGGCUAGCAAUGGAAUUAUAUUUCCUAUCUUUAAAAAUUAUUUUAUUUUCACCAACCAAGGAAAUAUAUUAUAAAAACUCUGUUCAUUUAUGUCUCCAAAUCACAAACAAAAAUUUACAUUUCUAAAUGGGAACCAUGUCAAUUAAAAUAUAUGAAUCAUGCACACUUGUGUACACAUAGAGUCAAAUUCUGUCUAUGCUAAGUGAGCACAGUAGCUACGGAACUCAAUGGAAAGAGUGCACACACACAUACACACACCUAGUAGAAUAUGGAAAAUUAUUCGUUACCCAAAGUAGCUAUUCUCUGCCAGUGUACGGUUUACAGUGUGAAUUGAUUGUCCUCCAUCAAAAAAAUUGUAAACAUCAUUAUUCUUUUCUUUUUUCCAUUUUCAAAUGUCCUAGAAAGAAUGAUUGUCACAACCAGGAAGAAAAAGGAAAGUUUGUGAGUGCAAGAACACAGAUAGAGAGCAUGAGCAGAGUAUUCAUGGUGUGUGUAAGUGUGUUUUUGUCUGUGUGUGUGAAAGACAGAGAAAGAGAGAGAGAGAAAGAGAGAGGUAUUUCAAGUUGUUUUCUUUUACCAGUGAACUCAAGAAGCAGUUUAAGGAACCUGAUAUCGAAGUUUAAUCUAGAAACUGGAUGAUCUCAUUGAUUCAAGAUGCUUAAUCUUGCACUGAAACACAACAAUUAAAUAAAUAGAGAAAGAACACUAACUUUCCUAAAUAUGGCAAAGCUACCACCUCAUUUAUUUUUAUUUAUCUGUAAAAAUAUAAAUAUCUCAAUUAAAGGAAAGGACAGGCUCACUUGUAAUUAUGUACUCACGAUUGUAACAGCAUUGAGAUUCCAUGUAAGCACGUGUACAGCAGCUCUCUGACGGUGAUGGUUCUUCCAUGUAACAUAGCAGUUAUCGUGUAGUUUAGUGCCACUUAUUGCAAAGUGUUACCAAGGGGAACAUUUACAAUUUCCUUUUCCUUUUUUCUUUGGAUGUAAAGAUAAUUUAAUGGAUGAUAAAUAUGAAAUUCCACACUACCUUUUUAAUUCUGGAGGAAAUACAAAUAUAAAAAAACAAAAAAGUGGAACUUCCCCUUUGUAUUGCUAACUACUUAGAGCCCUCUAAAAUUGCCCAAUAUUCUCCCUGUUAGCAAAUAGUAAUCUGUUGAAUAUACCUAAAUCAAACAAAACAUCAAUCCCAGCUAAAAUAAAUGAUACACCUGAUAAGAAUUACUGAUGAGUAAUGCUUUUUAUUAAGUGGCACAAAGUACACACUAAAAACUAUGCAAAAAUAUAGGUAACUACAGUGUACUUACAUGUAAGUAUCUUGUACUUGCUUUGUAUGGAUGUUGGAAACCCAUGUAAUUAUAAUAUGCAUUUUGAAUAUUGGGAAAGAGGAAAUGUUAGUGUAGAUAUAAGAAUUUGUUUUGAAAUGUACACCGGCAAUAUAGAAAUAUACUCAGUGCAAUAUCUGCAAUACUAUUGCUGGGAUACUUCAUGCAAAGGGAAUUUGAAGAAUUCUUCAACAAGAUCAAAAUGUUACUAAUCUUCAUUGCCCACAUACUAAAGCACUGAUUAAAAAUUAUAACUGGCUCAACAACAAAAUAAGAAAUUCUUAUUUAAAGACUAAUGUGAUACGAUAAAAUUAUCAUUUGGUUUAAUAUUUUAGCAUUACUGAAGAGAAAUAACCGAAGUUUUAAAUUUUGACUCAUCUAAUUGAAUUUGGCAUUCUUAAACUUUCUUUGAAAUGUGUGUAUUUUUUUAAUGGAUUGUAUUACUUUUAUUAUAAGUACAAACUUCCUCAAUCAUAGAACAUAGGAUAUCUUUAAUAGUUAAAGUCACUUUUUCUUUGAAAUAUGUGUAUUCUUUAAUGGAUUCAAUUACUUUUAUUAUAAGUACAAACAUCUUCAAUCAUAGAACAUAGGGUAUCUUUAAUAGUUAACAUCAUUUUUUCCUAGUGGAAAUAUUUUAUAUUUUGUUUUCUUCUCCUUUCUUUUUUUUCUUUCUCCCCCUAUUCCACCCAAACAUGCCCUUUGCACUUAUACCCUUCCAAAGGCAACGGAUUGAAAGUAGCAACGUAAUAAAGAAAGUUAAAGGGGACAAAAUAUAACAAUGGGUUCUAAACUCAUUUUAUCAGCAUUUUUAUGUAUCAAGAUUAAUAUUGAAUGCAAUAGUUAUUGGAUAGAGCUGGUAAGUUCUCUGCCAUGCAUACUUACAAUAAUCCUUCUACCUCUCACUUUUAACAUGGGCUAUGAUACUUCAAUAUAAAUAGAGGAAAUAAUUAUUUACAGGAUAUCCCAGGCAGCAUUCUUUGGGGACUGUCGUGACAGUACCUUCUGCAUUCCCUGGGAAAUCUCAAAAGCCAACUUCCUUUAGUGUAUUCAACAGUGUCUGGAUCUGUAUUUGUUUUUCCUUUUCUAUCAUUACCUUUUCUUAUAGGCAAAAUAAGAUAACUUUAUAAACAUAGAUCUUUUCACGCCUAUUUAAUAUUUCAAUGUAAUAUAAUUGUGUUGACUUUUAAAACUAAUUUAAAUGGCAACACUUUGCAAUCCAACCUGAUAUUUUAUUUAUUUUUAAAAAUGUGAAAAUUCCUUAUAAAUGAAUUCUGUGUUUAUAAGUAAAAAUCAUGCAUAUGAUUUAUUUUCCCAAGAAGUGUUAUCUAUGUAGACAGAAUUUUAAGUAUUUCAAAACUGCCUCCUUGUUAACAAACAAUCCCUGAACACUGCAAAGUAUUGCCUCAAAUGCCCACUUUUUUGUCUACAUAGGUGUAAAGUGAACUUUUUUAAUGAUGUAAUUUAGUUAUCCUAAAAGGAAAUGGCAUUUUAGAAGCAGAGUUUCCUCUAGGAAAAAAAAAGAUACAUGAAAAUUGUGAUGGUGAAUUUAUAAACUAUGAUUACAGUUAACGUAAGAUGUUUCUAUUAUGUGGUUAUGUUACAAAUAAUAUUUGGUCCAAUCUUUACCAUCUUUUCCAUAUAUAUUAGUCAAAAGAAAAGUAUAAUUAUUUAGGAGAGAAUGGGCCCAAAUGUGAAAACUAUGUAAAGAAAAAGACUAUUUUCCCCUAUAAAAUACACUCUAUAUUUCAAAAGAAAACAAGUUAAAAGACAUUUGAAGAUUGCAGGGGCAAAAGAAAAACCCACCAGGGCUCAGCACUUAAGCACUUUUCCCACAUCCAGGGUCAGAGCAGCAGCGAUUCCCACACGGACUUUCAAGUGCGGUAUGAAAUGCAGCAUUACACUUAUCUUACACACAGUACUGUCAAACCUCAAAUGCUUUCUUUCUCCAAAUGCUUUUCCUUGUACACGAUACUAGCAGACAUUUUUGUCUUUAUACUUGCUAAUAGUGAAAGUUAAACGCAAUAAAAUAUUUGAUGGCUGAAAAUAGUGGUCACCAAUUGGUUGGGGAAAAAAAACUAUGAAGUGUAAACUGAAUUGUUAUAUCUUUAUUCUUUUUGCUUUUUUUCUGUGUUUCUAAUGUAUUGAAUGAUGCUCAUAAAAUAGAAAGAAAAAUAUUUUAGAACUUUUUCAAAACUAGUACUCUUUCUCCUUACAAAUGUAAAAAAAGUUUAAUCUCUUUGCAAAUUCAUUUAACUGUACCUGCUGUACUUAUUGUAGAUUCAAUGAUGCAGUUAAGUGGUCACCCAAGGAUUUAUGGGUUUGGGAUUUACUGACUUAUUUUCUUCAUAUUUAGUUCACAUCAAUAUUUGUGAAUUGGUUGUUUAGCUUUUCAUUCAACCAAAAGAUGUUCCCUCAAGAAAGCUCCAUUUUUAUCAUAAAUAUUUCAACGUAACCAACAUUGGAACAAGUCUGCUGUGUUGAAAAGAAUUUAAGACUUAUCUCUGAAAAUGGUACCCAGAAAUGCAGGUGUUCCCCAUCAUGUAGUUUCAAAAAUAAAAUAUUCUAUUUAUAUGACAUGAAAUUCAUAACUUUUGGAAGGGUAUAUUUAUGACAGCAUAAAAAUAAAUUCUGUGCUAUAAAAGUGAUCCACUGAAAUUAAGCCUAUUGCACAGAAGAUAAAAAAACACAAUUAUUGAAUCUACUUUUGUCGUUAAUAUUUUCAAGAAACAAAAUGCAUAUUGUAAUAUUAGGUACAUGACACUUGCAUGUUGAUAUGCCUAUAUACUUACAAAGUAUUCAAUGUGUACUUAGUGACUCUUAAAAUAUGUCAUGUACAACUCUUAUAAACAUUCUUACAGGGUUCCCAUUUGCACUUCAUCUUUCAGUAAAGUCUUGUCAGAAAAAAAAUGUCUGAUAAAUAUUGAAAAAAUAAAAUUUGAAUUUUAGUUCUCUGUUGGACAUUACUGAAUUGUCUAUUCAUUUAGUUGAUUUUCUUAGGCUUUUAGCAGACAUUGAAAGAUGGAACUUUCUUUUCCCAUUGACAGGUUAUAAAAUAUUUUACAAAAACAUAAUUUUGAGUACUUUCAUUCAACUGCAUGUAUUAUCCAUUGAUUUUAGAAUUCUUCAAUGAUGCCCAUUUUUCUUGUAAAUUUCCAAAUGAAGUUUGAAAAAUUAAUCAAUGGUAAAAUAAAUGUUGUCUUAUUUGUACAAUAUUUAACCAUUACUCUUUGGAAUAUAUGAACCUUGUAAUAUGCUGACUAAGGGUAAAAUAUGUUGCUGUCAUAGAGAAAUUUGCUUGAAAAUGCCAACAUUUCAAAACUCUAAAAGGUGAUUUUGCAUUUACUUAUGUGCAUUUACUAAGGUUGACUAGGAACAGAAACAAAAAUACCUAAACCUAUUUUUUUUUUAAUUUUCACACUCCAACCAAUAUUAUAUAUUCCAACUACCUAAGAUAAUGCAAUUAAUAAUAUAUACAUCCUAAGUUUAUGCCAAUAAGGAUUUGAGAUAAGCUUUUAAAUUUAUGGAGAAUUUUCUUUGUGUCUUUGGAAGUUCACUUACCAUAAAGUAUUUUGUAGUCUACUUUAAAGAACAGAUUUUGUUAUACAGGGUAAGCCAAAGGCUGUUCAAGAAUUAGUGUCAUUGGGUCUGAUAUUUGUGUUAGACCAUGAAAUAUUCCAUUAAAAUUUAUCUGUAAAUACAA